AUGGAGAAAUCUACUGAAGUUACUGCUGCUUUCACCAAGGCCCUUCCAAAGAUAGAGCUUCAUGCACACUUAAGUGGAAGCAUAACACGGGAAUGUCUUCGGGAAAUAUGGCUGCGUAAAAGGGAACGAGACUCCGAUUUACAAAUUCCCGACCCAAUGAUAGCCAUGCCGCCGGGGAAAGUUGACUAUUCUUUGAAGACGUUCUUUCAGGUCUUUUCCAAUUUGAUCUAUCUGCUAUGUAGUGACCUAGAAAGCCUACGCUAUUCCACCAGACGCGUUCUUCAAGACUUUCAGGAUGAUGGAGUGCGAUAUCUUGAGCUGAGAACAACGCCUCGAGAAAGCCAAGAGCAUGGAAUCUCGAAAGAAAAGUACGUCUCUACAGUUCUCGAGGUUAUAGAUGAGUUCAAGAACGAGGCAAUGUCGACAUAUCUUAUUUUAUCCGUUGAUCGUACGAAAUCAGCCGCCGAAGCUGAAAUCGUUGUGGACCUUGCUAUUCAGUUUAAACACCGUGGGGUCGUCGGGGUUGAAUUAGGUGGGAACCCUUCAAAAGGAGACGUAUCCAUCUUUAAAGCUGCAUUUUCCAAAGCAAAACAAAACGGAUUAGGUGUUACUUUGCACUUUGCAGAGGUAGAGUUCUCGUCGUCGCCGAGGGAGCUUACGACAUUACUCUCUUUUCAACCCGAUAGGCUUGGCCAUGUAAUCAACGUCCCUGACGAUAUCAAAGACGAGAUUGUUCGGCGCAAGUUAGGGCUUGAACUAUGUUUAUCGUGUAACGUACAUGCAAAACUAAUUACAGGAAGCUACCCAGAUCAUCAUUUUAGCUACUGGAGGCACAAGGAGUGCCCCAUAAUCCUCUGCACUGAUGAUGUGGGCUUUUUUUGCAGCCCAGUGUCUAACGAAUAUUUGCUAGCGGCGGAGAAUUUCAACCUUGACCGUUCUAUCUUGUUUGAAAUUUGUAGGAAAGGAGUUGACAGUAUAUUCGGAGGCCCCCAAGAAAAGGCACGAUUAUACAGGCUGAUUGACAGCUUCGAAGAACAUCAUCAAAAAUGA
Molecule: messenger RNA, 1050 nt
Organism: Microsporum canis CBS 113480
Lineage: Eukaryota; Fungi; Ascomycota; Eurotiomycetes; Onygenales; Arthrodermataceae
Product: adenosine/AMP deaminase family protein
Exons: 4
Coding region: 1-1050 (349 amino acids)
Biological process (GO): adenosine catabolic process; inosine biosynthetic process
Molecular function (GO): adenosine deaminase activity
Source: RefSeq, a predicted model, not a curated record